CACGAAUAAAUCUCUGUGUGUUGUGUGCAUGUGUGUACACAAAUAUAUAGACAACUUAUAGACACCGAGCCCUAUGGGGGCAUUUGUGAGUUUUGCUAUUUAAAGACACAAGUAGUUAUAGGGCUCUCAGCGAGCCCAACACCUCUGUAUCAAAGGGAUGCGGGGCGUUUUGCUAGCGGCCUGGUAUUUGGGAGAUAUAUGGCCCUUGCCCUGCCCUCCCUGGGGAGCUGAAGCAGUGGCCAGCUCCAGUUCCCCUAGUGCAGGCUGUGGUGCCUUCAGCGUGUUAGGGAGAGGGUUUGGGGGUACUUUUGUGUCUAGGGCUUUUGGAGGGCCAGGUAUUGUCUCUCCACCACGGUGCUCAUGGCUGCCUGGGAAAGAUGAGGGGCGAAACAGGCAUUGGGUACCAGGUCCUGAUGGGUGCUUGUCUGAGCAUCUUCUCGGGAAGCACUGGAGUAGCUGGUGCUCACAACUGCCAAGAAAAGGCAGUAAAAAGGAGAAGAAGGAGGAAAUAGAAACUAGGUGUCAGGAAUUGGGCACUAUUCCCCAAGAUACUGGGAUACUGUGGGAUACUGAGGGCAACUCCUGGGGAUGUGCUGACGGCUGCUUUGCUGGGGAUGCUGGAUGAAGCCCUGGCCAGGACCAGCAACUCAGAGGGCUUCCCACCCCCAGGGGUGACAAUGGGAAGGAUGCUGAGGCUGAGCUGGGCAGACAGAAGAAGAUCAGGCCCUGUAUGGCACCCAUGACACAGCAAGAGAAGGGGCACGGCAAAGCCAGGUGAUGUGGGAGUGGGCAUGUGUUUCAGUGCAGCUCAGGGCAGCACCAGCUUUUUGUGACCUGGGUGCUGAAAAACCUGAUAUUUCAGGCUCAAAAUGCCCAUGUUUGGUCUCUGGCCAAAGAUGUGUUUGUGGGUGGGGGAAAUUUGAGCAAAUUCCUGCUGUGAGCACAGCACGUGUGCGCGCGCGUGCGGGUGUGCGUAAAGGGGAAAUACAGUUUUCCUAUUUAAAAAAGCACCACUUAUUUUUAUACAGAACUCCAGAAGGACUGAAUGUGGAAACUUGGCCUGUCAGCAGCUGUCACAGGGGAGCAGGUCCCUGCCUGAGUUUGGGGGGAAACCACAGCUGGGUGUUAAUGGGACUGUUAAUGAAUUAAUGUUGGCUGCCGUGUGCUAGGGGGGAGUGCACAGCCCUUCCUGGUACACGUGCUGAAGCCUGGCUAUGGCUCACGCAUAGGAUGGCUGCACUUUUCCAGAAAGCUCCAGCUCUGAAGCCGCUUGCUCGGCCAGGUGGGGCUCUCCUUGUGCACCUUAGCUCCUCCGGUGCUCUAUAUUAUGGCACUUCCUGCAGCAGCGCAGCCUGUCUGCAGCCAGAUGUGGGGUUAAUUCUCUUACUGUCUCCCCCAGAGUGUGGAGGAGUGCUCACAUAGAUGUGCAUAGGGGUGCAGUGAAGCUUAAGCGCCAUAACCUGGUUAGACUAAAAAUGGGGAGCAAACAGACAGGACCUGGGAAAGAAAGAGCAAAUUCUUUUUCGUGGAGAUCUUCACUCUUCUCCAAGGACAUCUCCGCUCUUCACUGUGGACAUUUCCUUUCUUCUCCAUGGGCGUCUCCUGCUGCUUUUGACUUCAGGCUGUGUGGGUGACAUCUCAGCCACGGAGAAGCCCAUGGCAUCUCCUAAGGAUUCCACCUCUGGUACCAGUUAGCAAUUGAGAGCAUGAGUCAAGAGGAAGGGUGACCACGGCAUGGGAGUAAUUACGAUAUCAAGGAAGGGCUGGCCGUGGCGAGGAAGGAAAGACCACACCAAGGAAGAUGGUCAUGCUGAGGAAGUAAUGACCAUGCUAUAGUAGGGUUGACCAUGCCCAGUAAGGAACUGUAGGGUGGAAAGGAUGCUGCUAUGGAUAGAGACAAAGAGUGAGACUGAAUUAGUGGGCCUUGCUGGGAGGAAGGCUGGAGGAGCCCAAGCAUGGAUCUGGAUGGGCUCUGCCUGCCCCAUGCUUGGCCCCAGAAGAUCCCAAAGCCCAGCCUGGAGGGGCUCUGAGGCUCCUCUGUGCUUGGCCACAGCUCCCAGGGCCCGGCCUGGCUUUUGCGGGGCUCAGAGCCAUUCCCAAACCCAUCCCAGACAGACGGAUAUCCCAAAACCCACUGGCCACAGAGCCCAUCCCAGGGGCCCCUGCUCUUGGUCCUCCUAUGUGAAUGGGGUGGUGUGCGUGUGCCCAGACUGUCCUCUUCUGUGACUGUACAGUACACACGGCUAAAUAUACGUCUGUGCAGAUACAGGAAUCCAGAGGGACCGAGUGAUGCUCCCUUUCUAUACCUCUUUUCAUGGGGAGAGCUAAUGAGAUUCAUGUCAUUAAAGGGCUGAUGUUUUGUGGGAUGGGAGCCUUUUAAACGGGAUGUGUCCUGGCUUAGUCAUGGCAAAUAUUUACCAAAAAAAAAAAAAAAAAGAGGAAAAAAAAAAAAAAAGGGACAUACCAUAUAAAAUUAGAGUUCUGAAAAUAGUAUUUAGAGCAAGUGAGAGAGAGGAACCUAAACCAGAAAAUACAGCCCAGUCUGUUCAGGAGUCAGGGGAAAAAGAGAGAGAAGAAAAAAAAAAAGCCAGAGAUAAAACGAGAGAAACCUCGGCAGUAAAAACAGCAUCUUGGUAAAUAGACUAUUAAAAAAAUUCUGACCUGCUUUAUGGCUUUCUUGGCUGCCGUUCAGCUGCGCUGCCCUGCCGGCACGGAGAGAAGGUAGCGGGGCCGGCGUCUGUGUGGAUGCUCAGAGCCCCGGGACGCGGCUCCCCCCGCGAGCAGCCACGGGGCGUUAAAUUUAGCCACAUAAUGAUGGCCCUGACGAGGCAGCCUUUUGUAGCCACGCUGUAAUUACUGCCUGGCUUAUAAAUUUUAUUUUUCUUAUUAUGUUUCCUCCUCCUCCUCUGCUGGGGAAGGGGAAGGGGGGCUCCCAUACCCCUAUCCAACCCGCAGCUCUCUGGGGUGUGGGGGUACGGCUGCAAGGGAUGAGGGGACGGCUACUGAGCCCCGUGCUGCUCCCUGCAUGGGCAGGGGGCUCACCCCACCUUUGGGGUUGGGGAGAGCGGUGAGCUAAGCUGGCCCAGGCAGGGUCCCCAUGGCACAAAGCACGGUGUCCUGGUCUCUCUGGGACUGAGAGAGGUGGAAAGGGCCAAGGCUGGCUCUGUCCCCAUCAUCCUGUGGCCACAGCGCUGGGAUGGGGCAGGGGGACAGAGCUGGUGCAAACGGGGGACAGUUUCAGACCGGGCAAGAACGUGCCAGAAAAGGUCUUGUUCCCCUCUUGUUUUCCCAAAACAAAGGAAGCAGCCUUGCAUUGCUGGAAGUCGCGUGCUCAGGCUGCGCUGCCUUGUUAUCAUCCGAUAACCUGACGACCCAGGAGCUGCCCUGCUCCUCACCCGCCGGGAUCACACUACGGGAUGCGAACAGCUUCCGCAUUAGCUGCCCUUUGCAAGGAUCUGCUUUCCGCUCUCUGGGCCGGGGGACGAGGGGGGGCUGACUGUGUGACAGCUCCGGUCCUGAGCAGUGCAGGUGAGAGUGGAGGGCAGCAGCGGUGAAAGGGCAGAAAGGAUACAGGUGGCCUGGUGUGCACGGGUGUUGCCAUCCCAUAGCAGAUUUGGGGUUCUGCUCUGCCUUGCUUUGCCCUUUGUAUCUUCACUGUUGUCAGGGCAGUCGGUGCUGCGAGGAAAGGGCAGUCAGAGCUCUGUGGCCAUAUGGGGUUGCUGGGCAUGGUGGGCAGCAUGUGGGGUGGGGACCCUGGGAAAAUGGUGAUGCGUUUGAAGCUGGAAGUCUUGCCAAGUGCCGAAGAGCUGGGAGCAGAGCUGGCACUGCCUGCUCAUCUCUCCAUCUUCAGCCUAGCAGUGCAACAGUGCUGAGGCACCACGGGGACCCCAAUGGAACUGGUGACUGGAGUGACGUGUCCAUCACAGCAAGGAGCUGUCUGGGGAAGAGUGCCCUUGGUACAACAGAACAUGGGGGACAUGGGACUUGUCCCAUGAGCUGUGCCCAGAGGACCACCUCCUACCAGAGCAGCUACUUUCUUGUUCCUCACGCUAUAAGGGCUCUGUUCAGAGCCAGGAUGACCCUAGGCAACCUCCAUCCCUCACUCAAGCGCCCAUUUCAAGGCAGGUGAAACAAUACUAAAUCAACUCCUUUGAAGCCUCCCGGCCCACAGUCCCACGGACGUGCCACUCUCCCUUUCCCCCAUCAGCUGUGGGCAUGCUGGGGGCUUGGCGUCAGGCGCAGGGAUUCAGCACCAAGGUGGUCGCGGGAGCCCUUGGGGCUGCGGAAUGGCUUGGGAGCCCGGCUGGGGACUAGGAGACAAAGUGCCCUUUCAGCCCUGGAAAGAUGCAUGUGUGUGUGUGUGUGCAUGGAGGUGAAUGCCCUCAGCUCCAGGGAGAGCAGAGAGCUGGCUGUGUGCAGCCUGUGGAGCAGCCCUGCACGUGUGCCGCUCCCGUGUGUGCCUUUCCGUCCCGGUGGAUUUAUGUACGUCAUGCGUGCGCCUUACUCAUCAGGGUGUUUUUCUUUCCUUGUUCUUGGGUCUUCCCCCCUCCCACCCCCACGAUGCAUCUAUAAUUCUUAUAGUUUUUAUCCCUUUAUUUUAUUUUGGAAAUCACCAGUUUUGGAAGUCCUUAGGAAAAUAAACGGUAUUUUUAGAGCGUGUCUGCCAGGCUGCUGAUCCCGCCUGCCCUAUUCGUCGCUUAUUCACUAUUUGUUUAAACUUUCAUUCUCCCCACUGCUGCAUCCCGGUGAUGGGGUGCAGAGCAGUGGGCACACACGGGGCUGAGCAGCAUGGCAGAGUUGUAAAUGAGCAGAAGGCAGCUCCAAUCUGGCCUUUAUUGAGGUCCGGGCUUGGGUAGCGCUGGAGUAGCCUGCCCUGUAAUCAGCCAGCCACCAGAGAUGGUCGGCCUUGUAAUAAAGCAGCUCUAUAUUUAUUUGUUCUGUUUAUACCCUGCUCUGUAAUAAGUUGGGAGCCCUCCCCAACCCCUUUUUCUUUGGGUCUCCGAAAGGAUCUGCCAUCCCGCACUGUGCACGUUCCUGCAUCUGGAGCAGCCGUGCCACAUCUGGGCAGAGCUCAGCCACGCACCUCUCCCUCCAUGUGCCCACCACCAUCCUGUUGUCUGCAUCCCAGCCCUGUCCCCCUGCUCACCCCGUGCCUUUUCCAGAGGCCCACGCCCCGCCCCCCCUCCCCUUCCUUCCCCCCCUCACUCUUUCAGCCCUGGGUCUUUUUAAAAUCUGUUCAUUAAAGGCAGCUCAGUCGCCCUUCUGCCGGCGAGGCUGGAACACUGACAGCCUGUUUGCCCGCCUGUCUGUAAUUAAACUCAAUCUCGGGGUGAAUACAACAAUGUGACUGCACAGAAUAAUUCCUGGAGAUCCUGACGCCGAGGAGGAGUGUGGCCUGUGAGCAGCCCAUUCACGCCUGGAUUGCUAUAAAUACUUUACUAUGUGGCACUAAGAAAACUUCAAGCCCUACUCCCCCCCCCCCCCCCUUUUUUUUUUUUUAUUAGUACUACAUAAUAUAGGAAUUGUGCGACUUGAAGGUUCCUCCUGUGCCUGCCUGGGUUCACAGGCCUGGGUGUGACCUCACACUGCACUGGCUGAGCACAGGAGCCUGCUGCCGUGCCCAGGGACCUCUGCGUUGUCUCCAAGCUGUGCCAGGGGAUUGCAGGUGGCCCUGUGCACCCUCUGCUCCCUGGGAAGCAUCCCUGGUUUGGCCGGUGCAGUACCACAUCUGCACAUGCAAUGUGCAGGUGCAUUGCAGAUGUGCACACCCCAAGCUGCUGGAGAGGUAGGGGACAAGGGACAGGGCUGCAGACGGGCAUGCCACUUUGCUGCUGGCAGCAGGCAGCCAGAAUUCACGUGAGGCUAACGCUGCGUUUGCGCGGCCAAAUGUAAUGUUGGCUCAGCCUGGUGCUUUGGGGACAGCAGUGUGUGACAAGGACACGGCAGAUGGCGCCCUGUCACCAGCUGCAGAAGGCUGGUGGCCCUCGGCUCCCGGCUGCGUGCUGCUGCGGCUGUGCAGCUCUGCAGCAUUGCACUGCAGCUCUGCAUCCCAGCACCACUUCGCUGCAUCCCGGGCACUGUUGCUGCAAGCGUCGGCGCUGCGGUUCCGCAUCCUGGCUUUGCACCUCUGCUCUGCACCCCUGCAGCCUUGGCACUGCCCAUGCUGCCUCGGCGUGUCCUUAGCUUUGCAUUUCUGCAUCGCCCUGUUGCUGCCCUCACACAGGGAUGCUCCCUAGCAGCAGAGCUGUGCCUUGCAGAAGCACUUUGUCCCCUUAGUGAGAGCCAUGCAGCAGCUGCCACGCAGCAGAGAUGUGGGGUGGAGUGACCAGCGGGCUUUCCCCCAAUCUCUGAGCACAGCCCCAUGCUGAUGGCAGCCGAGACGCAGCCUGUGCCCUGCCAGGUUUGGGUUUGGAACUGGAACGUGCCUGGGGCUUGUUCCUGCCCUGGGCUUCCCUGCAGCACAAGGGCUCUGAGGGCAUACAGGUCCCUCUGUGCUGAGCUCUCUUGGGUGAUCAGAGUGGAUAAGCAGGGUUAAGCCCCAAAUUUGGGGGUUCUCAGCCCAUUUUUUGCUUUAGGAGGGCUACGAGGAUUUGAAGGGUUUCUGGAAGCUGUGAAGGGCUGGGUUUGGGGUCCAGCUGCAGGUCUCUGCUAGGGCAAGGGAAGAAGGAAGGGAGCCAAUUGGGUUCUGCCCAGUGCGGUGCAGGGAGCAAACAGCAGCCUGCCAUGGCUCAGCUGCUCUUGUGAUGUAUUGCUUAAUCCUUGGCAGGGAUUUGCCUAUUUAUUUAUGAUUUUGCUGCAAAGCACGUUGAUAUUUGGUGUUUUCAUAUAAACCUCAGCUCUUGAAGUCAUGGGAUUGUAGGAAAAGGCAAAUCUGCUGCAGAGGGUCAUAAGGUCUCACCUGGCUCAUGGCAGGUUCAUACAGUGGGAUACUGAUGGUGGUAAGGCUCUGCUCGCUGAAGUGGGUGUGAAGACCAGCAGGCAAGCAGAGAGACCCCAAGAGUUUCCUGUGAUGUAGGUACACUUCUGUAUCUCUGCAGGUUUGGGGUUGCACAUGUGCUUUGCAUUUGAUGCAAAUGCCCUCAGGGUAAAAAUAGAAGUUGCUUGCUCUGAAUGAUACCCUGCUGUAUUCUCAUACCCACACUUUCCCUUGCAGAUGGGGCGUAGGGGUUGCUGCAUUCCCAUGGCUGCUAUAUCAAACCCAGCAGGAUUUGCAGUGUGUGGAUUUAUGCACCCCACAGGGCUGUUAGAGCAUCUCUUCUUCCCGAUGGGGACUGGUGGUUAUCUUCCCACUGCCCCUGCAUCUCUCCUCUGUCCUCAGAUCCCUCACUUCAGGCUCCUGAUGGCUCUCAGAUAUUGAUAACACGGAGAGCUGCUGCUGUCUGGGGUAUUUAGGUGAUCCCAUUGCUGUGGAAUCAAAUACAUCCCGCAUUCCCCAUGCACAGGCCACAACUCUUGUGCUUUGGAGCUACAGUGCAAUGCACCCUGAGGUGAACAGCAUAGCGCAGAGCAGAGCUGCACAGAGGUAGUGAGGUGACUGGGUCUGGAGUUACUUCUGCUGUUAUCACCCUGAUUUUGCCAGGUGUAUGCUGGGCAUACACCAGGGCUGUAGGCAUUGACAUGCAUCUUCCCUCAGCAGAUGCCAGGACCUCCUGUUGCAUGCGACAAGGGGCUGGGGUGUCAGGGCAAAGGAUGCCAAGCCUGCUGCAGGGCUCUGUCUCCGUGCUGCCCCGUGGUGAGGUCUCCAUGCCCUGGUGGCAUCCCGUGGUGCCAAUGGCCGGAGCCGUGGUGCCCGUGCCCCAGCUCCAUGAAGUGCUGUCCCGUCUGUGCAACUCCUGGAGCUGCUGCAACUCCUGCCUCUUUCUGGUGCAUGUUUAUGGCUCGGAGGGAGCCGUCUUGCCCCAAUUCCCCAUGCACUCCUAAUUUCAUAUGUCCAUAUAUAUCCAUGCAGCAUUUGAUACAGGUUUUAUGGGCAUUUCCAUACAUUUUACAGACACAGCCAUUACAGAGACAGGUUUCACCUGAGAAACCUCUGGGGACCAGAGCACUGAAUCGCCUUAGUCUUGGCCUCAGAACAAGGCUCUCUUCUCUCUCUUGCCAGAGCUGCCGCUAUCAGCUCUGCAGAGGGCUUGGGGAUGGUGAGGGGCUGCCAAAGUCCUGCCCUGAGAGCUGUGACAUGGCCCCUCCUUCCACCCUGCUUCUUGCUUCUGCAGGGCUCUGUCCUGUGCUGUGCAGUUGGGGCCUGCCUUCCCUUGUCACGCUCUGCUCAGCCCCCCAUGCAAGGGUAAGCACGAACAGUAUCUGGCCCUGCUUUGGGCUCCUGAUCCCGCCAUCUUCACACCAUGUUGAUGAUGCACCAAGUAAUUUUCCACUGUUUAUCAGUGGUCCCAUUUGCAAGGGAAAUGCCUGCUCCCACUUGGGGCUGCCUCUAUUUGAUGCUGUGGGGACUGGUCCUCAUUGCCCCGCCAUCCCCAGCAUGGCCUCAGCUAUUCAUAGCGUCUCCCCUCGCCCCUUUCAAAGGCUGCUGAAAGCCUGGGGUCCACCCCACUCUGUUUUCCUGAGCAGGUCCCGAAAGCAGGAACCAUUUGUGGCUUCUCUGGCCAGCGUGUCUCUGCUUGGGCUCCUUGCGGGUGUUAUUUUCUGUGCUGUUUACUGUUCUUCUGUGGGCUGUCAGGUUUCCGCACUGGGGAAAGGCUUGCAAAUGGGGGGGGGAAGGGAGGAAGGGGCAGCAGGUCCACACGGAGGGGCUAUGGGCAGAGAGGGGAUGGAGGAGCACAGACAUGGCCUUUAUCGCAGCCUGGGGGAUGUGUGGCUCAUAAAUCCGACUCAGGCAGAUAGGGGAUAAAUCAUCCCUGCUUGGGCAUUGGUGGUUACCCAUGGUUAGAAAUUAACUUUGUGUUGGAUGGGUCCCAGGCUGUGGGAUGGGAAGGGGAGGCUGCUCCGGGCAGUGUGCCUCCCGCCCAGCCCUGGGGCCAGGCUGCAGCCGGAGAGUGGGUGCCCAGUGCCUGCCCCGGCCGGCAGGGCCGCUGGGUGCAAUUAAGCUGUGAGCCGAUGAAGCAAGCGGAUGCUGUGGCCGAAUCUGCGAUGCGGGCGAUGCCCUGGCACCUGCGGCAAGCUGGCCGCGCUCUGGUGUCUGGCUGUGGCUGCUGCACCAAGCUUGGGGAAUGGGAAAGCACUGUGUGGGAGAGAUGGGGACUUGAGGGGCAAGGUGUGGAGGGACGCGCUUGCCGUGAGGUUUCUCUCCCCGUGUAGCUGCCAGCCAGGGCUGGGCAAAGCUGUGGCUUUGCAGACCAUGUGCGAUCUCUGGUCCUUGUGUUUCUGCAGGUGGGAGGACACCGCAAAGACUACAGCCCCAGUUCCCCAUCUUCUCCCUCUUCUCUGUCCCCAGCUCCCCCUUGAGCAUCCCCAAACCUGCCCCAUUCAGUGCCAGUGCAUCCCAGGGGGAUUUGACCCCUGCACCUGCAGCAGUCCCCCAAGGGUCUCUCCCAUCCUUCUGCUCAGUGCCCACAGCUGGGACCCCACCACCCCCGUGUCCCACUGUGCCCACCAAUGGGGCAGGGCGGUGGGGAUGUUCCUUCCAGCUUCCAAGGCUGGGCUCACUCCCGGCUUGCUCUCUAAUAGCUCUCCAGCUUUCCUUUCUAACGAGGCUCUAAUUGGAAGCCGGUUGUGCUUCCCUUCCCCUCUCCUCAGAGCUCUCUGGUCCCAGUGGUGCAGGGCGAUUAAGCUGAGGUUUUGGGUUUUUUUAAUAUGGCAGAAUUAUUUUGGAAGGGCCAGGAUGGUUACAUGACGGGCUUCUUGAAAAACCCCAGGCUUCGCUUUUCAGACGGGGCCUUUUCAAGUGGUUUUGCACAGUACACAUCACUGGGCAGCGACCGUCUCGAACAGUUACUGUUAAUUAUAGAUGCCUCUUUCCCGCUCGCCCAUUACUCAAAGGAUUUUUGUGUGUUUUAACAGUGUUUUACAUCAGCCUGAAUAAGACUUUAUUCAGUAUUUCCGAGAGUUGGAACUCGGGCAUCCCCUGCUGUAUGUGCUGUGCGUCCCUCUGCGUCUUGGGACUGGGCACCAUCAUGCCGGGCCCCUUGGAUGUGCAGAGCCCUUUUGUUGGCUAGAUGACCAACUGGGUGCCCAACAGGAGUCCUAGGGGAACUCUCCUAGAAGAAGAACUCAUCACUUGUCCUGUGACAACCAAAUUGCUCUGUGCAUCCUUGGAGUCAGACCGUUCCCAGGGUGAGCCUCGCUUUAGGGCAGGGAGGCAGCUGAGGGUCACGGUGGUGUCGUCCAGGCAGAGCCCCUUGAUGGUGGGAUGCCAUCUGGGCACCUCCACAACCUUUGUCUCCUGCAGCCCGGCGUAUAGGGCACUGUGGUCAGGCCCAUUUAUAAAGCUGGUAAAUAUAUCGGCAGGGUUUGUGUCCCCUCCAAAGGUCAAUAUUUGUGCAGAGUUUAAUUUUAACUUAACAAGCAGUUGUUUGCAGACGCUGCCCUGUUUGUGAGUGUGUGUAUGUGCUUCCCCACUGAUCGAUGCUCACAGGGUGCAAGCAGUGUGUGUGCGUGCGUGCACCCAUGUGCCAGGCACUGAGGGCUGGCAGUGGGUGCCCACUCCCCAAAUGCUGCGGGCUGAGGGAUGCAGGCCAGCGCCAUGCGGUCCAGAGGAUACGGAUGCUUUGGGGACAGGGUCUGUGGCUGAGGCUAUAAAUGCAACCCACAAACCUCUGGUAGAGGUGACAGCGGGCAAAAUGUGCCCUGUGUGGCUCUGCACAGCAGCACAUAGGGACAGUGGCUUCCCAGCCUGUUCUGACCAGUGCCGUGUGCUUGCUGCAGCUGCCCCUGCUCUUUCCCUCACUAUCCCCCCGUGAGCCCCUGUGGGUUUUGUGGCUCUCUCUCAUUUUCUGGCAACGCGCAGCUCCAAGCUGAGCACGUCAGUCAGGCUUUGUGCAGGGCUUGGGCUCCCAGUGCUGUCCCCUGGCUGCUCUCAUGAUCCAAAAAAUGUCAUGGUGCUCUUCCAGCAUCACUGCCAGACCAAUUUCAUCCCUCCCUGGCUGAGCUUCCACCUUGCCAAGCAGGGUAAUGUGGCACCGCAGGCACACCUGUUCCUGGCUGAAGAUGAUGGCAAUUUGGAGAGAUCCAGAGGCAGAUGUCCUGGUGUCUUGGUGUUCUGUCUUUCUGCUCCUCCAGCCAAAAUCCAGUGUCAUGGGUCUGGCUACAUGUCCCCAGCUUUAUCCCAGCAGGUCUGGGGGCAGGCAUGUAGCCCCUUGGGAUGCAGAUCCUCAUGGGUACCUGCAGAGCAUCCCUGCCUGACUCUGAUAUUCACUCUCAGCCCAUCUGCAGGAAAACAGGAGAACAGCAAUAGGCAUGGCCAGGGCAGGAUCUGCGAGACACAGCUGGGAUGAGAGCUGUGCACCGAUGGUCCCUCAAGGCUACCUCCCUUACGGCAGGAGGGGAGCACAUGGCCGGGAGAAGUAGGGCUGGGAGGGAGCUACCAGGGCUCCGUGUUUUGCAGCCCGCCUUUGUGGGCAAUGAGGUUUGGUUUCCGUCUUUCUGCUCUUUUCCUCUUCCUCGCCAGGCCCUGGGGCUGCUGACCUCAAAGGGAAAGCAGGCUGCGAGGGACAGCAUUGGGGCCAGGCAGGGGUAAACAUGGGGCUGAGGCUGGCCAGGCAGUGGGUGACGGGGUGAGGUCAUGCCGUGACGUCAGCUCUGUGGCUUUGGGGACAGCCGUGGUUAGGCUGCCUGAGGAGGGGCGGCUUGUUUUCCUGCAGCUCUGCUGCUUGCUCCCGGUGCCCGUCUAACUUAUAAAGUUUAAUGGCCAGUUUAAAAGGUUCCUGCCAUGGGCACCUUGUUGCCAGUUUUAGGUUUUUAAUUGGGAAACUUUCCCCUCUGUGGUUGCGGUGGAAGGACUCAGGUCCACUCGGGGCUGGUAAUCGGGAUGUGCGGGUGCUGAGGAGAUGCUUUAGAGGGCUCUAUUCCCAUCACCAGUAUCAGUGGGAUAUGCAUAGCAUGAAGGGCAAGCUGCAGAAGACCCGUACUCCCCCAUAGUCCACACGCUUGUGGAAUACACUCAGCAACCUGCUCCUGAUUGGUGCUGGGGACACAUGUUGCUGCAGGAGCAUCAUUAUCCCAUGGCCCUUGGGAGAUGCUAGGAGUCCUCGUGCCCUUCUCCAAGUCCAUCUCUGUGUUCCUGUGCUGCAUGCAGGUGGCCAGAGCAAGGCAGCAGUCCCACUGUGCAGGCUGUGAAGCCAUGCUGUGAGCAUCCCAGUUCCCAAGUGGAUCUGGGGCAGUUCUGACUGAGGCUGCUGGGAGCUCCAAGGCAGAGCAGGCAAAGAGUGUGCACCUUACGGGUUGAACUCCCUUUGGGUGGGCACCCGGAGCACAAUCUAUAAAUAACAUGCGGAGAAGUGCUCUGGAAAGCAGAGGAGUGGCCUUGGUUUACCAGCACGUUCCUACCAUGGCUUUCAAGUGGUUCCCCUGUGUGUCCCUGCCAGCUGCUGGCACAUCUGCACCCUGGGGGCUGUGGGGUAUGCCGACAGAAGGUGGGCUGCUCUCAGCCGCAGUGCACCCAGUGCAGUGCCACGUGGGCACGGAGCUGGUGCUGGAGUCCCAGAGCAGCGCUGCCUUUGCCAGGCUUGUAAUUGAUUCCUGUUCUCUUUCUUGAGCUGUAGAUGUGCUGGCAUCCACUGAAGAGACAUGUUUUUUGUGUUUUGAGGUGGUAAGAGAGGCUCGCAUCCUCAGCUUCUGGAGGCAGGGGGUUUGAGGGGACCAUGGCCACACUGUUUUGGGGCUGAUGAUAAAUAAUCCUACGCUGAACAAAAAGGAAGUAGAAAAAUGUAGAAUGGAAACAGCAAGGCUUUUAAAAAGGGGUGGGCAAACCCAUCAGUGCAAGGCAUUGCUGCAUGGAGCAGGCAAGGGCUGGAGCAUGGGGAUGAGAGCAGAGCGCACAGAUCCUUAGCAUAGGAGGCACCAAGGUGGACGAAUGGAGGAGCAGGAGGAAACGUCCGUGCAGCAGGAGGAAGAGAGCCUGGCAGCACUCCAGGCAUGCUGCCGGGCUGGGUGUGAUUUCCUCUUCGCCAUGCAUGAAGAGCUGGCCAGCAUCCCUACUCUGGGUGAGCAUGGAGCAGAGCAAUGCUGCUGUCACAGAGUUCAGAAUUUGGAUUCCGUAGUCUUUGACAGCAUGGCAGCCAUGAGAGCUGUGGGAAGUGGCUGGGAACAUCCUGCACCUUGCCCCAGCCCUGCAGGUGCUGCUCAGCUUCCAAAACUAAACCUCACAGGGCAGAGAUAGAUGGGGGUGUGGUCCCUCUAUGUCCCCGCAGCCCCGCUGGGACCCCAUCUCUUUCUUAAGAGGGGAUGCUCCUGACAGGGUGUUUUAUUUGCAGCAGGUGCCUGAAAUCCAACCCACUGCCCUGCGCUCCUUCCCCUCACCUGGGGAUGAACCCGGGCGGGGGCACGGCUGCGCAGGGUCAGACCCCUAUGGGCUCCCCCUGGCCAGGGUUAUCCUCAUGUAACACCAAUGAACUGCUCCUGCUGUGGGCAACAAGCGUGUAAUGCCUGAUUUCACAGCACCAGCGUGCUGGGUUUGCUUGUGGCAAUGAUCUUCUUUCCUGGCCAACUCUGACCUGCAGCCCAAGGACACUUGUCACCUCCCGAUAUGAGUACCAUGAUGUGCUCAGCCAGCCCUCCUUUCCGCGAUUGUUCUCUCCCGGUGCCACUUCCUGCUCAUCCCCCUGCACCCUGCAUUGCUGGCUGAGCUCAUUCAGCUCUGGCUGGGUUUACAGCAUGGAAUGCAGAGCUGCCACUGGCCGUCCUCCAGCCUAAACAUCCCCACCCCAUGGUGCGACACGAGCUGAUAAUGCAGCAGGUAUCUCGUGCCCAGUCCGCGACCUACGGGCGCAUGGCCUUGGAGGCUGUCACUUAUCUCCUCCGUGCGCUCACGCUGUCUCUCAUCCCCAAGCAAUGUUCUCAGCGCCUCUGGUUUUUGCUCUGGGCCAAACCCACAUGCACAUUGCCCGAGACCGACUCCGAACAGGCUCCUUUGAUGAGCAGGGCUUAAAUAUAUAUUUGGCAUUCCAGCGGCAGCAUGCCGAGCGUGGCCUGGGGUGUGAAAGUGUUUGCUUGACAAACGCUGGAGACUCUCGCCUCUCUGCCGGCCCUGGGGACUCACAGGAGAGAAAUGUCAAGAAAUUUUUCACCUCUCUGUUUUUAUUUUGCUUUUACUUUGUUUUCCUUCUGAGGGCACAUUUGUAGUGCUGGUGAUUGGCAGUCCCAAAGCCUGAGUUCCCCUCCUUCCCUGGGUCGGAGAUGGGUGAGAUCACCAUCCUCAGUGCCCGUGCAGCAAGGGGUCCGUGGAGCUGGGCUGCAGAGCCAGGACGGUUCUGCAUGGGGGGGAUGAAGAAGGCAGAGCAUGCCCUGCUCUCCAGGUGUGGCAGCCUGCACCCCAACUAUAAAUGGGGAGGGGGUCCUGUGGCACCUGAUUUGGUUUCAGAGCUCAUGUCUUCGGUGCAUGCUAGAGCAGGUCGAGUUGGGGAGGGGGUAGGGGACUGAGUCUGUGUGUUCCCAGCUGUCCCUGUCAUAAUCCCUCCUGAAAGAGAAUCCUCUACUCUGCUUCAUCCCUGUUUAUCUGCCAGCAGUGCGCCCUGGCCCUAAAUCACCCCCUGCAUCCACUGAUGGAUGCUCCCACUGUUGGGAUGCUGGGGUCUUUGGGGCUAAGAUUUGGAUAAGGAAGGCGGAACAGGGGUGAGGGCCUGAGGGACUAUGAAGAAGGAGGGUUAUCCCCAGGGCUUGGCUUGGGCUCUCCGAGAUUUCCUUCCCUGCUUGCUGAAGAAUCACUGGCUUGUCUGGUGGAACGCAGGCCCAUGGAUUUCCUGGGCAGUGAGCCCCUUUCAUGUGGCCGCUCGCAAACUCUCAUGACAUCACUGGGGGCUGCUCCUCCUGGAGACAAACCCAGUGCUUUUUAGGACUUUGCCACCCCAUGCCCCAGCCUGUGUGUUUUGGCCAGGGGGACCCAGGGAACUGCAUCCAAGAACGUCUGCUCUGGCACGGAGACGGCAUGGGGCCACGGUCAGGGGGAGAGCAGCGCGUCCCCUGCUGAAUAAACAUGGGCUGGCCAGGCUGGAGGGGGCUUUUCCAGGUUGGACCACACCCCGGGGGGCUAUUUUUGCCAUGAAUGAAGGGGCUGUGUGCUCGCCAGGCAGCCUAGCCUCCUGCCACUGCUGCUGUGCUGAGAGCAAGCCUGACACUCAAUCUGCUGCCUGGCCAAAACCCAACAUCUGUGCUGAGCAGCUGGGCACUGCCCAUGGGACAGCUGGGCAUCACAGGGACACCUGGGCACUGCCACAGGUGGGCUCUGCUCAGGUGGACAUUUGGGCACUAGGGGAAAAACUAGGCACCAUGGGGGUACCUGGGCAUGGGCACAGUUGAUCAGUGCCUGCAGGGACACUGGCCACCAGACUCACCUGGUCACCACCCAGAAGGGACAUCUGCAUCACCAUGGCACUGGUGAUGAAGGGGGUGUGUCCCUGUAUUCUCUGGGCAAGGUGGUACCAUGCCAGGGAUGGUGCUGGCUGCAGGAAAUGGGAAACAUGGGCUGUCACCAGCAAGGAGAGGUGACAGUGACUCAGUGGUGGUGCCAGCAGUGGUGCCAGUGCUUCUGGGGCACGUCAGACCCUGUACUGCUAACCCACUCUGCCAGCAAGAUGCCUGUAUUAGCUCAGGGAUUAGCCCUGCUGUCCCCUCUACAUUUCCUGCUGCAGUUUCGGUUGAGGAUGGGACAGUGUCCCAGGGGCAGCCCCCCCUGGCCGGUUGCACCCAUGCCAGGAAGGAACUGCAAAGCCACCAGGGAGGAGCAGCUCAGCCUGGUCCUGAGCGCACCCAAAUUUGCCCCAGAGCUCCUAAUCUCACUUGGCUCAGCCCCAAGCUUCUUCUGCUUGGAGCCUUGGUGGUGCAGCUAAUCCCCAGUUGGCUCAGGAUCAUGCUAGGUGCAGUACCCCCCACCACUCUCAGGCUUUGCUUUCCAAGGGGCUGCUCUGCCCAUCCUCUCCUGCUGGCAUGGCACAAGCCCCAGUUGUCCCCUCCCUGCCCCAUGUUCUCACUUCUCAGCCAGUAUCUCUGCCCCAGGGGAGCCAUGAGCUUGUCUGUGCUGGGUGGAGCUAGGGCACAGCAUCCCACUCGCCACUGUCCCUUAUUGCCGCGUGGCACCCAUGUGAUUCAUCAGGUGUGGCUUCGUUUCCGUCACCCCACUUUGCAGGAAGUUUCUUGGCCAGCCCCCUAGGUGCCCUGAGCAAUAACAAGCCAGGAUGAGCUGGCCGACCUUCCUGAGAAACCCUACAAUAACAAACUGGCGCUAUGUGUCCAGCUUUCCUGGAUGGACAAUAAUAAACCAGCAUGAGCUGGCAUGCCUCACAGCGCAACCCUGCAAUAAUGGAGCUGGGUGAUGUGUCCACCCUACACAGUAGCAAGCUGGCAUGAACCAGCCAGCUACCUUGCCAAGAGGGGUCCCCAGGAAAAGCUGGAUGCUGGGUUCAGGGCUGGCACAUGCCUGCAGCCAGCAUGGAACUGGGUGUGCCACAGCAGCCCCUUGUCCCUGGUGCAGCUGUACCAUUGCCUCACCGACUCUCCUUUCCCCUGGAUUCAUCCCUGGGACCUGGAAGAGCAGCAGGAGGGCAGGGCAGGGCAGGGCAGGACCCCAGCAUCCCCACUACCGUGCAGCAGCACAAUGCGCUGCAUGCUGUAAUCCAACCCGCGGGAACAGCACAAGGGGAAAAGAAAAGAGUAUUGAGCAGCGGGCCGCUGCGGUCACCGGGCUGCAUAGACUGCUGGUUGUUAAGCGGGUGCCUCGCUCGCAAAGGCCGCCUUGAUGAAGUGUGAGACGGCACUUACGGAGGGACGCGGGCAGGCAUUCUCGCUCCAUCUUCCGCUCACAGUGCCGCUCUUUAUGCGCCUGACAUUUGCUUGCUGGAAAGGCCUUGAAAGUAGGGGGAAAGGAAAACAUCACCCACAGCAGGGCCAUGAGUAUUGCCGGGAGGAGUGUGGGGCCGAGCCAGGCUGUGCCGUGCCGUGCCGUGUCAAGCUGUGCCAGGCUGUGCCUCUUGGCCGCCCUGGCUUUGCCGCCUGCUGUUCCCUGGGGUGACCCCAUCACCUCUAUCACCUCUCUGAGCUCCGGGCUGCCUUCUCCAGCCGGCACAGACGCUUCCUGCCAGGUGUGUGCAGUGCUGGCUCCAUGCCGGGGAAGCCCUGGCCAUCCUACCCUUCCUGCACCGUGCCAGCGCCUCUCCUGGCUGCUGCUGCUGCAUGCCUGCAUGGGAUGAGGUGCUGGGGACAUUGCAGGGUCAAAGCUUGGGCACAUCCCUCUAUUGUCUCUUCCCUUGAUCCCAACCAGAAGGUAGCAACUCGAAUGUGUCCUCCCACAGGUAGGACCCUUUGCUGGUGGCACAGACCUGUGUUCUUCUCUGCUUGUCCCAGGGUGAAUCUUUGGCAGCACAAAGCCUGCGACGGGGAGGGUGGUAGCAGCCAAGCCAUGAGGCACAGCAACGCCCCAGCAAUGAAGCCAUUCUCCUGCCCACCACAGGCUGCUUGCUGCAGUAUCACCAGACUUUGCUAUGUCAGUGCAGUGCCAACUGCCAUGCUCAUCCUGCUCCCAGGCCACUGCUCCACUACGCUGCUUCUGCAGAUCUGCUGUUGGGGCCAACCCGGGAAAGCCUUCCACCCCCCCCAUUCUCCCCCUGUGGCACACACCCCUUGGCUCCUGGCCCCUGUAGGAAUUAUUAAGUGUGCCCCUGUGGAGCAUGUGCUGAGGCUGGCCACGGGAAUGUGGGCAGAUCUGACAUACAAGCCACAGCAGCCAGGCUGUAAUUUCCAAACAGGCCCUGUUCACUCUGUUUUCCAGUUAAAAAUAUAUUAAAAAAUAGGAAUGUGGGGUUUGCAGUGAAGAAUGUUGGUAACCGCUUCGAACGUCUGGUGUGAUAAUGAAAGGGUCAGUCCCCAGCUUUGAGCGCGACCGAUUUAGACUCUGGUGCUUGGCACGAGCGUGGGGGCCCAGCACGGCCCCUCCGUCCUGCAGCCCUGUGCCAGGGGAUGGUGACGCUGCUUCACCCAUGGGUGACAUGGACAAGGGGACAUCCGAAGUCCCAUCUCUUACGGGCCC
Tympanuchus pallidicinctus (lesser prairie-chicken) is the source of this 18124-nucleotide messenger RNA. RefSeq lists its product as uncharacterized. The record is from RefSeq and is a predicted model, not a curated record. The coding region runs from base 7637 to 8842 and encodes 401 amino acids. The transcript is spliced from 2 exons. Lineage: Eukaryota; Metazoa; Chordata; Aves; Galliformes; Phasianidae.